Molecule: messenger RNA, 441 nt
Organism: Scutellospora calospora
Lineage: Eukaryota; Fungi; Glomeromycota; Glomeromycetes; Diversisporales; Gigasporaceae
Source: the annotation of a GenBank genome assembly
AUAAUGAAGAAAAAAAUGAUCUUAAAAAAGGAGGUAUUUUCAAUCCAAAGAAUUGGAAUGAAUACAAUUUUAAAAAAUAUUUUAGUGAUAUUCAAGUUACUAUGACCAAAGCAGCGUUUAAAAAUCCAUAUGAAGAUACGAAUUUUGAUUAUAUUCUGGAGAACAAAAUUGAAGAUGCUUUAUAUGAUUCAGAUUUAGACGAUGAAGAGAAAAUAGAUCUUAAAAGAUUUAGAAAAAAAGGAUUUUUUAAUUUAUCAUCAUGGAACGAAAAUAAUUUUAAAAAAUAUUUUGGUGAUGUAGAUGUUAAAACUUAUGGAGUAUUUAAAAUAUUAUUAGAGAUGAAAAUGAAACAAGAUCAAGAAAGAAAAAAUGAUAUUUAUUAUAAAUAUAAAAAAUUAUCAAGAGAUCAUGAAAUUUUAUUAACAAAAUAUAAUGAAUUUU